AUGUUCGUGAACGUGAACCUAUCGUUCGCUCUUGCGCUUCUCGCCGCGGUUUCCACAUUCUUCGCGUCAGGGACCUCUGCAGCAGCCGGAUCCAAAUCUGCCAAGUUCUCGAAAGCGAUCGCCGACACGGGCGAAGGGACGAGUCGGAUUGUCCCCGGGCGGUAUAUCAUUGCGGUUGGUGGAUCAACUAGUGCUUUGAGUAAGAGGGAUUCUCAAGUGGUGAGUGCCUGGCCUGCAUGUGUGGGAUUAGGUGGUGCAUACGCGGGGGCCGAGUCUCUCAUUUGGUUGAACGAGAACUUUAGGCCCGAUUCUCGGCAGCUGUAGCACUGACCCUUGUGUACAAUCGUUCCUGCUUCCUGCUGCGACCGCUGGCGUCAAAGGCUAUCUCGAGUGCCCUCAGCAAAAUCAGAAACACCGGCAUCGAUGUCAAAACCCACAAAUUAUAUCAAUCUCCUGGUCUACUCACCGGGGCGAGCAUCGCCGUGCCAGCAAACACCACCGAGGCUCAUCUACUAGAUAUUCCAGGUGUCACAGUCAGUUGAUACCAGAUUGAAAUAAUCAACUCCAUGACGUGCUGAUAAUGUUUCCCGCUCUCCUCGUAGCAUGUCUGGCCGGUUCGAAGCAUUCCGAGACCCAGAACCGUUUCAUCGUCGGGUUCUCGCUCUACCUCUCACCCCUCUGGCACCCACUCUAGCGAGCUUGUGCGACGGGCCCUUCUCGAGCCCCGAAGCGACAAAGAUUUCAAGAACGACCAGUUUCCGCCCCAUCAGAUGACCGGGGUCGAUAAAAUGCACGCCAAGGGCUACCUUGGAGCCGGUAUCAAGAUCGCAAUUCUCGACACCGGCAUCGACUACAAGAACCCGAUCCUCGGCGGUUGCUUUGGCAAGGGGUGCAAAGUCGCUUUCGGCCAUUCCUUUGUUGACGAUGAGGGAAACUUCAUCAAUGGCCCUGAUCCGUAGAGCACCUGUCUGGAGCACGGCACGCAUGGUGAGCCCAACAUAUUCUGCGCAGCAGCGGAUACCAGAGCUAACCCCCAUGACUCGUUCCCUUAGUUGCUGGUACCAUCGGGGCCAACCCCAACAAGUACGGAUUCACGGGAGUGGCACCCAAAGCGACUCUCGGCAUGUAUCGCAUCUUUGCAUGCUCUGGCUCGGCCACAGACGACACCAUCGUUGCAGCCAUGCUCCGCGCCGCCGAGGACAAAGCCGACAUCCUCAGUAUGAGUCUCGGAGAUCCAGGUAGUUGGUUGGACUCGACAGCGCCGCAACACGUAGCCGACAAACUUCUCGCUCAAGGUAUGCAUGUCAUUGUCGCAUCUGGUAAUUCGCAAGACGAGGGUCUGUUCGCUGCUUCGACGCCCGCAGCUACUCGAAGUGGGAUCAGCGUCGCAUCCGUCGAUGCCGAUGUCGUCCCAGGUUACAGUCUCGUCUUCAAGACGGGUCGUUAUCCGCCGAUGCCUUACUUCUCUGCCAUGCCGUUCGAGACUGAAGAUGUGCUCUCGCUAUACUUUACCUCGCCCGAAUCGGCUAAAGAGGUGGCGUGCGAGACCCUGCCCGACUCGACGCCGAACCUGAAGGAUCGACUGGUCGUGGUCAAACGAGAUCAAUGCGCUACAGACGAUAUGUUCACCAACCUCGCAGCCAAAGGGGCCCGCUUCGCUCUCGUGUAUGGCUCAGUUGGUAGCGAAAAUCAGCCGUACUAUGAUACUCAGGGUACGAACCUGACAGCCGCAGGAGGAAUCAGCAACGUAAAUGCACUCGAGUUGCUCGAGUACUAUCGCGCGCAAAGGAACAGGGGUCCCAAGGUCGCGUUUCCAAGCAAGCAGCUUCGCCUUGAGCAAGUCCUCAGCGGCGGUCAAGUCAGCGACUUCAGUGAAUUCGGCCCCACGAAUGACAUGUUUGGCCAGCCUAGCUUUGGUGCGCCGGGUGGAGACAUCCUCUCGACCUUUCCCUUGUCUUGGGGUGGCGUUGGGGUCAUCAGUGGAACCUCAAUGGCCACCCCUUUCGUGGCGGGUGCGGUGGCGCUCAUCCUAUCUGCUCGCAAGUCGGAGAGGCUCACGCCUGUACAGAUGCGUCAACUCCUAUCGUCGACAUCCAAGUCGAUCCCGGUUAAGAGGGGGACCAAGAAUCCCCUGACGACCGUUGUUCUCCAAGGUGGCGGCCUGAUCCAGGUCGAUAAGGCUUUCGAGGCCAAGUCGUACUUUAGCCCCAACGAGUUGUAUCUCAACGACACGGCUCACUUCGCCGCCACGCAGACGGUGACGAUCACGAACAAGAACUCAAAAGCGGUCACGUACCGCUACUCGGACACGGGUGCCCAACCUCGUCUUGUGUACGAUAAGAAGGGACAGUACAACCCUUCGCUCAGCCCUGGUGCCCUGUCGAGGGGCGCUUCGGUCACCUUCCGCCCCGGACGAGUCACGAUCCAGCCCGGCAAGACAUCGACGUUCCAGAUCAAGUUCCAACCGCCGCAGUUCUCUGCCGGUCAACGCGUGCUCUUCCCCGUCUACAGCGGUUUUAUCAUGAUCACGGCCGACAACAAGGAGUCGUUCCAGAUCCCCUACUUUGGUCUCGCCGGUAACAUGCGCGAUAUGCAGAUUAUCGAUCAGACGGAUGUGUAUGCGGGUCAAUACAUGGCGGGACUCAGAUAUCCUUAUGUGGCCGACUCGAAGCUGGGUCCCCAAUUCAAUCCGAACUUCGUCAGGAGUUACGAAAUGGCGAACGGGCCGAUCAUUACGUUCCGCCUUGAGCGUGAGUCUGAGCGUCCACUUCCAUUUGGGAUGCACCAGCCACUGACCCGCCCGCCCUUUUGUUGCAGAGGCAACUCGAGCUUAUAACAUCGACCUUGUAUUUGCCAAAACGACCUUUAGAUCAACAAUCUCUCCCGCAAACAACGCCGGUCUGCUCCCUGGAUCUACCAAACCUGCGAAAGUCGAACUUCUUGAAGGCCUCGAGCUCGCUCGCAACCUCGGUGAGAGCUUGUCCCUCGACCCUCGUCGGGAAAGCCAAUCGUACGCCUCGGUCCCCAUCGUCGGCCGCAUCAAAGGCGCCCUCAACGUACCCCGAGAUCUGGCUGUAGAUGGUCAGAAUAGGUUUUCUUUCACGGACAAGAAGUUCGUAUUCAAUGGACGGUACCAGACGACGCCGACGAGUCGGAGGUUUGAGACGGCAAAGUUGGGGACGGCUUAUCGGUUCUUAUUACGGUGAGUAUGAAGCACGGAGUACUGCAGGCUUACUGGAUCACACCACUGAAGUUCUUUGUUAUUGGGAUAUUACAGCGCGGUGAGGACGACCGCCGACCCGGCCGACGAAGGAAGCUGGGAGAGUUGGCUCAGUCCGCCCUUCGAGUUUUCGGGUUGA
Microbotryum saponariae is the source of this 3359-nucleotide messenger RNA. NCBI's taxonomy places the organism in Eukaryota, Fungi, Basidiomycota, Microbotryomycetes, Microbotryales, Microbotryaceae. The record is from the annotation of a GenBank genome assembly.